Molecule: messenger RNA, 2567 nt
Organism: Phytophthora infestans T30-4
Lineage: Eukaryota; Oomycota; Peronosporomycetes; Peronosporales; Peronosporaceae
Exons: 8
Coding region: 1-2103 (700 amino acids)
Biological process (GO): protein dephosphorylation
Cellular component (GO): protein phosphatase type 2A complex
Molecular function (GO): calcium ion binding; protein phosphatase regulator activity
Source: RefSeq, a predicted model, not a curated record
AUGACUGUCGAAGUGGAGACCUCGGACGCCGCUAUGGCGUCUCCCACGAGCUCCAGUGGCACCGGCCCCGAGUCCCUGCGGUUAUCGGAGAUCGAGAGUGCGCACCUGUGCCCAGCAGGUCGUAUGAAGAUGGAGGAGCUAUUCCGCCAGUGGCUUAACGUGGAUGGUACGAAGGAAAUGAUUCAGAACAUGGUGGCCGACCUACGUCAGGGCAAGGAGCUAAACUUGGACGCGCUGCUGGCCACGGUCAGCGCAGCUGGCAGUGGGGCCGACUCGCCCUCGCGCAGCCCCAAGCGUCCGCCUAACUACCAUUUUGGUAUGCUCAGUCCCGGCGCAGUCGGUAGCCCCAGCGCGCGCAGACGUCAUCAGCACCUGGUUAGUCUCUUUGGGGACGAGCUCCACAGCGCUGCGGCCGCAGUAGCUGCAGCUGCAUCGGAUAAUGAAGCUGCGAGUGAUAACGAUGGCGCGCAGGAAACUCCGGCAGAUAUGGACCAGAAGGAAUCUGCAGUAUCUGUAGAACAGGCCGAUACAGACGAAAACAUGGAGGGGGAACAGGAACAGCAGGCGGUGGAGGAAGCUCUAAAGACCGAGGAGUCUGCAGCAGCUGAGUCUGACCAAGUCAUGACUGAAGAGAUCUCCAAGCAGGCUCAGAUCCCCAGGUUUUACUCGCCUGGCGAAGGCCGGCGAGGCCGACUGCGUUGUCUGUCCACAGAUGCUAUGGCUCGCAAGGCAUCGGACAUCGAGGCGCGUUUCCGUGAGUUUUCAGAGGGCAUGAAAGUGGAGGAUUUCGUGGCCAUCACCAAGGAUCUUUGUGGAUUCCCUUCGUUUUUCAAUGCGCCAUUUUUUAGACGUAUCCUUGCGACCUGUGGAGCAGCGGGGGAGACAACACCGAAGCCGCCGUCCAACCCGACACAGGAGGACGCUUCUAGUCCCACGAGCGCUGAUGGUGGCGUGGCACUGCAGCGCAUUACGAAGGAAAUGUUCCAGACCUACUGGAUGCGCGAGAUGGCUCCUUGUGACAGCGUGGAACGAUUCUUUAGAGUAGUGAAGCAACCGAAGAACGACUUUAUUGAGCGAGACGACUUUGCGCCGUUUUUGCAUGAACUGCUGAAAUAUCAUCCUGGCCUAGAGUUUCUUGGGGGUACUCCCGAGUUUCAGGAGAAAUAUGCUUUGACGGUGGUGGUACGGAUAUUUUAUUCCGUCGAUAGAGACAGUAGCGGCCAACUUACGUUGCGGAAACUGAGACGCAGCAAUCUCAUUAGCGCGUUUAACGCUGUGGACGAGGAAGAAGACAUAAACAAGGUGAACUCGUACUUCUCCUAUGAGCACUUUUACGUGCUCUACUGCAAAUUUUGGGAACUGGACACGGACCACGACUUUCUUCUCAGUCCGGACGACCUCGUACGCUAUGGCGGCCACGCCCUUACACGAAUCAUUGUGGAUCGUAUCUUCGAGCGUGGACGGCGUCCGUUUGCCCGUGUCCAGACAUUGACAUCCGAGGAAAAGAAAAAAAUGAGCUACGAGGAUUUUAUCUACUUUAUGCUCUCGGAGGAAGACAAAGCAAAUCCCGUCAGUAUUCGAUAUUGGUUUGAGCUCAUCGACACGAACGAGGAUGGCGUACUGCGCGCCGACGAGAUGCGCGUAUUUUACCGUCACCAGAUCCACCGCAUGGAGUGCCUUGGCCACGAAGUGGUGCCGUUCGAGGAUAUUUUGUGCCAGAUGUCGGAUCUGCUGCAUCCAGAAAAGGAGGGCGAGUUCUACCACAAGGAUUUCAUUCGCGCGGACAAGAUCCGAGUGUCGGGCGUCUUCUUUAACGUGCUGUUCAAUCUCAGCAAAUUCAUCGAAUUCGAGCAACGAGACCCGUUCCUUCUGCGCCAGCAGCUCGCCGAGCCGGAGCUUACGGAUUGGGACCGCUACGCUCGAGCCGAGUAUGCUCGAUUGGCUAUGGAGGAGGAGAGUCGCGACGAGGACACUGCGAUGGACAUUGACACCAUGGACGGCUGGUAUGUGUCGGACGAGCAAGAAGAAGAAGAAGCCCCAGAGGGCGGUGCUGGUGCUGACAGUACAGCGGGUGAAGGGCGAACGGCCGAAGCUCCUUUUUAACCUUUCCCCCCGUGCAACGAGGUAGAUUCACUUUUCAUUUCCCCUUUAGAAGACGGUGGACAGUAUUGGACUGCGCCGCAGCAAGAUCAAAGUAAGUAGAGCAACACGCAUGAAUCCCGUCAAUCAGCUACCGUAGUUAACCUUUAGACAGGGGGCAGCCGCAGAGCUUGUUAUUACUUACUGGCAGCCUCCUGUGCCUUGCGCAGUUGGUUCACGCGGUCGUUGCACUGCUUGAGCUUCUUGACCUGCUCCUGGCACUUUCUCCAGUCGCGAUCGAAGUCUGCGAGGCAGUCUUCUAGCUUGUAAUAGUCCUCAUGGCAGCGAUUACGCUCAAUCAGCUCGUCAACGUCCAAGUCCUCGCCGAAGUCACUCUUGCUACCAGCGUGAAGCCCCGCAAUGGGCACAGGCGGCUUGGUAAACGUGUCGCUCAUGCUGGGAAUUGUUUUCUACGUACCGGUACUGUA